Durio zibethinus is the source of this 865-nucleotide messenger RNA. The record is from RefSeq and is a predicted model, not a curated record. Lineage: Eukaryota; Viridiplantae; Streptophyta; Magnoliopsida; Malvales; Malvaceae.
AACUGUUCCACUCAAACUAAUCUUGAUUGUUUGCGGGGUUCUUGGAAUUCUUUUGCUAUCGUCACUCCUUUUCUGUUGGCUGAGGAACAGAGGAGUAAAAGCGGAACCUUCAUCGGCCACUCGCUUGGGAAAUCCAAUUUUGAUGGUUUCUUUUCAGGAACUCCUCAAAGCUACCGAUGGAUUCGCUUCAGCCAACUUAAUUGGCGAAGGAAGCUUUGGCCGCGUGUACCGAGGAAUUUUAGAUCAAAACCAGGAGCGAAAUGUAAUUGCAGUGAAGGUGAUGAAUCUACUUGAACAAGGUGCUGCCAAGAGCUUCAACAAAGAAUGUAAAACAUUGAGAAAUGUUAGGCAUCGUAAUCUUGUCAAGAUAAUAUCUGCUUGCUCUAGUAUUGAUUUUCAAGGCAAUACUUUCAAAGCCCUUAUCUAUGAGUUCAUGCCCAAUGGAAGUUUAGAAGGAUGGUUGCAUGCACCAAAAGAAGCAAAUGCCAUUGAACAUGGAGAGCCAAAGAUCUUAAACUUUCCUCAAAGACUAAAUAUUGCAAUUGAUGUGGCCUCAGCACUUGAUUACCUCCAUCAUCACUGUGAGGUGCCUGUAGUUCAUUGUGAUUUGAAGCCAAGCAACAUUCUGCUUGACCAUGACAUGGUUGCCCAUGUAGGAGACUUUGGACUAGCCAGGUUUUCCCCAAAGUCCAUCAACAAUUAUUGUGGAAAUUCUACAAGCACUAUUGGUCUAAAGGGAACCGUUGGUUAUGCUGCACCAGGUAAAUUAAUGUAUCUACUUCUUAUAAUAGCAACCCUCGGCCACAAUAGGAUAGAAGCUGUAAUAUUAAUGCUCUCCAUCUUAAAACUGUUAAUUCUUUCAUAA